Drosophila busckii is the source of this 1816-nucleotide messenger RNA. RefSeq names its product maltase A1. Bases 17 to 1750 code for a protein of 577 amino acids. NCBI's taxonomy places the organism in Eukaryota, Metazoa, Arthropoda, Insecta, Diptera, Drosophilidae. Gene Ontology annotation, biological process: carbohydrate metabolic process. The transcript has 2 exons. The record is from RefSeq and is a predicted model, not a curated record.
UACAAAUCGCUUCAGCAUGCAUUUGCUUACAGUCAGUGGAGUCCUGGCGCUGGUGCUGGGCACAGUUAGCGCCACCUAUUGGUGGGAAGCUGGCAAUUACUAUCAAAUCUAUCCGCGCUCGUUUCGCGACUCGAACGGCGACGGCAUCGGCGAUUUGAAUGGCGUUACUGAGAAGCUGCAAUAUCUCAAGGACAUUGGAUUCACUGCAGCCUGGCUGAGUCCCAUUAUGAAAUCACCCAUGGUGGACUUUGGCUAUGACAUUGCUGACUUUUAUCAGAUACAUCCCGAGUACGGCACCAUGGAGGACUUUGAGCGUUUGAUUGCACGCGCCAAGGAAGUGGACAUCAAAAUCAUUUUGGACUUUGUGCCCAACCAUUCGAGCGAUGAAAACGAAUGGUUCAUCAAGUCGGUGGACGGUGAUCCUGCCUACAAGGACUUUUACAUUUGGCACGACGGCAAGAUCAAUGAGGAGACCGGUGAACGCGAGCCGCCCAGCAAUUGGAACUCGGAGUUUCGCUACAGCGCCUGGGAAUGGAACGAGGUGCGUCAGCAGUAUUAUCUGCAUCAGUUUGCCAAGGCGCAGCCCGAUCUCAACUAUCGCAAUCCGGCGGUGGUGAAUGAGAUGAAGAACGUGCUGAGGUUUUGGCUGGCCAAGGGCGUUGCUGGCUUCCGCAUUGAUGCCAUACCCUAUUUGUUUGAAGUGGAGCUAGAUCGCUACAAUCAGUACCCCGAUGAGCCGCUGUCCAAUGAUACCAACUGCCCCGAUCCGGACGAUCAUUGCUAUACGAAGCACAUCUAUACACAGGAUCUGCCCGAGACUACAGACAUGAUCUAUCAGUGGCGCGAGCUGGUCGAUGAGUUCCAUCGCGUGCAUGGCGGCGAUGAGCGCAUGCUCCUCACCGAAGCCUACACCAGUUUCGACAACAUAAUUCGCUUCUAUGGCGAUGGAGUGCGCAACGGCUCGCAUGUGCCGUUCAACUUUGACUUUCUCACAAGCAUCAACAACGCCUCCAAGGCUGGCGACUAUGUGGCGCACAUUGAGAAGUGGAUGAACGCCAUGCCGGCGGGCGUCUAUGCCAACUGGGUGCUGGGCAAUCAUGACAACAAGCGUAUUGCUUCUCGCUUUGGGGUGCAGCGCAUUGAUUUGAUUAAUAUUCUGCUGCAGACGCUGCCAGGACAUGCUGUUACCUACAACGGCGAGGAGCUGGGCAUGACCGAUGUGUUCAUUAGCUGGGAGGACACAGUGGAUCCGCAGGCCUGCAACUCUGAUCCAGAGCACUACUACGCACGCUCCAGAGAUCCGGCGCGUACGCCUUACCAGUGGGACGCCUCCCCCAUGGCGGGCUUCACCAGCGCCGACGUCACCUGGCUGCCAGUUUCCGAUGACUACAAGACCAACAAUGCGCUGCAGCAGCUGCGUGCGCCGCAGUCGCAUCUGCAAAUCUUCAAGACACUCGUGCAGCUGCGCCAGGAGCCCUCGCUCAAGUUUGGCGCGCUCAAGAUUCAAGCAGUCGGCGAUGACAUUAUCCUCUACUCAAGACAAAAGGAAGGCAGCGAUCUGUAUGUCGUUGUGCUUAAUCUGGGCGAUAGCAACCAGCAAAUAGACCUCACCAAGUACUUUAGUGUGAGCUCGGAGCUGGAGGUCAUUACCUCAUCGCUGCAGUCCCAGUACGUCAAUGGUGAAACAGUCAAGGCCUCUGAGUUUAAUGCCAAUGGACAAGUGGGCACUGUGCUCGUAGCAGUUAAAUGAAAAUACAUUAGUCAGUAACGAAGCCCAAUAAAACAAAUUUCAUUUUGCAAUCUAAAUAUAAAUAAA